Oncorhynchus gorbuscha (pink salmon) is the source of this 4672-nucleotide messenger RNA. RefSeq lists its product as uncharacterized. Bases 592 to 4050 code for a protein of 1152 amino acids. NCBI's taxonomy places the organism in Eukaryota, Metazoa, Chordata, Actinopteri, Salmoniformes, Salmonidae. Gene Ontology annotation, molecular function: GTP binding. The transcript has 7 exons. The record is from RefSeq and is a predicted model, not a curated record.
GCAACUAACAUAGCCUAGAGUUGCUUGAGUGGCUCGCUAACUUCGACUAACUACUUUCGGUUCAUGUCCUUUGCAGAUGCCACAUUCCUGACUAUAAAAAAGAUCUAUAACCGAGUAAAGGGAGAUGUAAAGUAAGAAUUGAACGUGUAAAUGUUAAUUCAUAGUCGUAACAUAUGGUUUGUACGUUUACCGAUCUACUUUAAGCGUUACGUUUCAUGUUUUAACCAUGGCGACCUAACAAUUUACGUAUAGACAAUCAAUUUACACCGGCUGAAAAUACGCCUACCUGGACGCCCGGGACAUAUUCAUCGAUUCCUCUCAAUAGUGCCGCACGUCCACAGAAAUUGAUUUGGGAUGGUCUGGACGGACUUAAUAUGAACCAAUAAUAGAUUUAUAUAUUUCCGGCCAACUCAAGUCCAGGGCGGACAAUAUCUAAAGUUCAUCAAGUAAAUCUGAUUUUUUUUUAUUAAUAUGAAUCGGUGUGUGCAUGGGGAUAUGUUGGCAGCAGUGUAGUCUAUAUUCUCCUCGAUCGACUAAUUUGCUAUUUUUAUUAGGGUCAACGACAAAAUAAUAGCCAGGCUACUUUAUAAUAUGGACGUUUUCAAAUACCCUGUUUUCUUCGAGUGCCAGACUCUGGACCCACCACAGAAACAUAUGAUAAAAAGGUACUUUGGAAUUAAACGUAAAUCCGGUGGCGGAGAUUGUGGACCAGUAGAAUCAGUUGGUGACAAAGUCUACAAGAUCGCAUUUAUUGACCAGACAGUCCAGGAGAGGGUACUUCAGAAACAUAAUCAUGUUUUGGAGGUGCCUGGAGGACCUCUCUUCCUCACUCUGAGAGACAGCCUGGAGCCGCCACCCACAACAACCUCCCCAGUCAGGAGUCAGAGUCACCACUCCCUCCCGGUCGACACAUCUCCACCUGGUGGUCAAGAACAUGUACUCCAUCAUCUGAGCACAGGGAAGCAGGAGAAGAUCAGCACCUCCUGUCAUCUGGGACAGGUCCAGCUCCUUCUUCUAGGUGAAGUGAUAGAGAAGGAUCUACGUGAGGUUGUUCCAGGGGUGAAGGUGACGCGCCUUGACUCAGCUCAGCUGGUCCUGCAUGGCUACGCAAAUGAAGUCCAGACAGCCAGACAGUUGGUUACGGAUAAGAUCUCUCUGGUGCUGGAGCGGGUGGUGCCUGAGGUGUCCCCCCACCUCCUGUCCUUCCUGAGGGAGGAGUAUGGGAGACCUGGGAACCUGAGCAGUCUGCUGGGGUUGGGACUCCAUGUGGAGGUAGAGUUGGGGGAUACAGAGCUCCGUCUGUUCUCCCUCUCCUCUGGGAAACUGGACCAGGCUGAGAAGGAUCUUCUGGGGGAGUUUGGGGAGGAGAAGAUUGACCUGCCCAAAGGUGCCCUUCUGGCUGAACUGAAAUCUAAAUUUGAGAUGAAGGUGAAGGAGAUGAACCAGAGCAGAUGCAGGGUGGUAGCCAGAUAUGGUCCUGGGUGUAGAGUGCAGCUGCUGGGCCACAUGAAGGAGGUUCAGGAGCUGAGGGAGGAGAUUGGGGUCUUUCUGAUACGCAGGUCCAGUGUAACAGUCGUGAGACACCAUCAACAGAAUCAGGAUGGCGUAGUCAGCGAAGCAGGAACCAGAUUAAUACGGGAGGAGAUGGUCGCAGCCACCAGCUAUCGCCUCCGUCUGGGACUGCAGGUAGUGGUGUGUCAAGGUGACAUCACCAAGGAACAGGCAGACGUACUGGUGAAUGCAGCCAAUGAGGACCUUGAUCAUGCUGGGGGUGUGGCUGCAGCUCUGAGCCGGGCAGGGGGGCCUGAGGUACAGCGGGCCAGCAGGGAUCUGGUUAGGCAGAUAGGGAGAGUGCCCACAGGUACAGUGGUAGAGACUACAGGAGGGAAUCUGCCUUGUAAGAUGCUGCUGCAUGCAGUGGGACCAGUAGGGGGCAACGUAGGUGGGAAUGAGCGCCCUCUGCUGGAGAAGACAGUAAAGACAGUCCUGGAUCUGGCAGAGAUCAUGGAACUCCAGACCCUGGCCAUGCCCUGCAUCAGCUCGGGGAUAUUCGGUGUUCCUCUGAAGGUGUGUUCUGAGGCCAUAGUCUCUGCAGUGAGGGACUUUGGGAGGAAACAGCACAUCCUUACCAAGGUCACUCUGAUUGAUGUGAGUGGAGAGGCAGUGAAAGCCAUGCAGGAGGCCUGUGAUAGGCUGUUAGAGGGGAAGAGGGAGUUUCCUGGAUGGGAGGUAGAGUCCAGCACCACCACUACCACUACACAUGCUCCUCAGAGAGACACCACUGCUGCCUCCAUCAGGGGACCAGUGGCUCCAGAGGUCUGUGUCCAGGUGGAGAUCAUCCAGGGAACCAUAGAGAAACAGGAGGUGGAUGCCCUGGUGUCCCCCAUGGUUGGCAGUGACCCUCUCUCCUCCCGUGUUGGUAAUGCGUUGUUGGAGGCAGCUGGACCAGGGAUGAUGACAGCGUUUGUGAGGGAAUCAGGGGGACGGACUGCACCUGGUGACAACGUCCUAGUGGAGGGACUGUCUGGUCUCAGCUCUGGCCGUGUCUUCUUCCUCAGAUGUGCACACUGGGACAACAACCCCCAAGGACCAGCAGUACAGGCUCUGAGGCAGGGUGUGAGGAAAAUUCUGACCUCUUGUGAGAACCGUGGCUUCCGUUCCGUUGCCUUCCCUGUAGUUGGAACUGGUGUGGUUCUCCAGUUCCCUCACAACGUGGUAACACAGGUUCUGCUAGAAGAGAUCCGUAGGUAUGAACAGAACCGAGCGAGCAGAACCCCCUUCCUUGUCCGCAUCAUUGUCCAUCCAAAUGACAGAGAUUCUACCAAGGCUUUUCAGAAUGCCCAGAAUGCUUUGCAUCUCAGAGGGUUCGUAUUAGGCACUCGACCAGAGCAAGACAUCAGGAUUGUGCUGCUGGGGAAAACCGGAGGAGGUAAAAGCAGUGCUGGAAACACCAUCUUCGGACAAGAUGAUGUGUUCCUCUCAGACAGUUCCUCCACCUCCUCAACACAGAAAUGUAAAGCUCAGACCAAGAACAUCAAAGGGAGAAACAUCACCCUGAUUGACACACCUGGAUUCUUUGACACUGACAUCCCUGAAGAGGAACUGAAACCUAAAAUAGUUAAAUGUAUAACAGAAUGUGCUCCAGGGCCACAUGCCUUUCUCAUUGUACUGAAAGUGGAACGGUACACAGUCCACGAGAACGAAGCCGUAGCGAAAAUCGAGACAUAUUUUUCACCAGAGGCCUUCAAAUAUGCUACAGUCCUCUUCACUCAUGGUGACCAGCUCAAUGGUUUGACCGUUGAGAAGUUUGUCCAACAGAAUGCUGAUCUGAACAAGCUUGUGGAGAAAUGUGGAGGCCGCUAUCACGUGAUCGACAACAAAUACUGGAACACCAAUCAGCAGGGUCGGUACAGCAACCAGUACCAAGUAGCAGAGUUACUCAACACCAUAGAGAAGAUGGUGAGAGAUAACGGGGGAGGGUUCUACACCAACGAGAUGCUCCAAGAGGCAGAGAGAUUAAUACAAGCAGAGAUAGAGGGUCUUAGGAAGGAGUUAAAAGGCCAGAUGUCAGAGGAAGAGAUGAGAAAACAAGCCAAGAAAAGAGCAAGGAAGAAACUCAUGAUCAAAUUGUCAGGGACACUAACAGGUGCAGUGAUAGGAGCUCUAUUUGGCGUAAUACUGGCGAUAAUGAUUCCACUCUCACUCGCUACACAACCGUUGAUCAAUUUAGUCAAAAGUCAUAUAGCAGCUUCAAUGACAAUAGGGCCAGCAGCUGUGGCGGAGGUAGCAGGACCAGUACUUACACUAGAGUCAGGGGUGGGAGUGGGUUCAGGGAUAGGUGCAGGGGUAGGCAUAGCUGCAGGACUUGUCGUUGGGAUGGCAGCAGCAGCAGGAGGAGUAAGAGGAGGGAUAGUAGGAGCUACUGCAGCAGAGGAGGCAGAGACAGUACAGGAGGCAGCAGAGGAAGCAGCCAAUGCUGUCCUCGAGGAUGCUCAGGGUCUUUAUCACAAAGCAGAAAACAUUUUAAUGCGUUUCAGUAAAUCUAAAUAGAUCAUAUAUACCUGAAACCAUUGAUUGAUGGCAACAUGUGUUUCAACAUCUGACUAAUAACUAUGUAGAGACCAGUCAGUUCUAUACCACUGUAGAAUAGCUGCUUGUCCAAAAUAGCUGCUUGUCAACAUUUUUUAAAAUAUAUAUAUUUUGCAUAUAUUUUUCAUUUUUAUAGUUUUGUAAAAAUCAAGGGAUAUAUAUUGCAAAUAGUAAUGUGGCCGUCCUGAAAAUGUUUCAGCUGGUUAUUGACAUUCAAAAGGCUGAUUUUAUAGUUCGAGGAAUAUAAUUUUUCCAUAUCGGAUCGUGUUCGCAUAUGUAGUGGCUAUAUGUUGGGAGUAAAAGUGAACAUUUCAAACAAUACCUAUAGAGUUAUGUGGUUAGAACCUUGGAAUGUCUUAGAAAUCAAAACGUAUAUGGGCUGCAUGAUGCGACUAUAGGCAAUUGAUGAUUUUAGAAAGUCGCAAAAAGACUUUGCGCUUUGUUCCUUGUGUAAUGUCAUUCGUCUGUUGUUUGAAGAGAGUCAGACCGAAAUGCAGCGUGUAGGUUACUCAUGACAUUUAAUGAAGAAAAUGCUGUACAUGAAAUAACUGAGAAUACAAAACAACAAACGAAUGAAACUAAU